GGGGGCACCCGGGAGCGCGCUCAGGCGGGGCCGCGCGGCGGCAGCGCGCGCAACGGCAGCUGGGUGCCCGGAGGGGGCCACCGCCAGCAUCGGCCGCGCCGGCCAUGGAUCCCUUCCCCAAAGAGGGCGAGGGCGCGGCGGCCGGGGAGCCCAGCCGGGGCGCUGCCCCCUCCAGCGGGGUGGUGGUGCAGGUGCGGGAGAAGAAGGGCCCCCUGCGCGCCGCCAUCCCCUACAUGCCGUUCCCCGUGGCUGUCAUCUGCCUCUUCCUCAACACCUUCGUGCCGGGGCUGGGAACAUUUGUAUCUGCUUUCACCGUGCUGUGCGGAGCCCGGACCGACCUCCCCGACAGGCACAUGUGUUGUGUCUUCUGGCUGAACAUUGCCGCUGCUCUGAUUCAGAUCCUGACGGCGAUCGUGAUGGUUGGCUGGAUUAUGAGUAUAUUUUGGGGGAUGGACAUGGUCAUUCUCGCAAGCUACAAGGAACAGGGGAUCCCACAGCAGCUGUAGUGGCUGGGACAAGUAUGGUCAGAGAAACACGGCGAGAGAUUUCCUUUGGCAGCUGUGGGCCACGGACCUUUUCAUUACCCUUUGUCUCUCUUCUUCCCUUUCUUUUGUUUCGUUACGUUUGAACCCGGUUCAUCUGCCCGUCCAGCGGAGCGGAGGUGCAGAGCAGCCGACGGAGACUUGCACUGAUCCCACUGAGCAGCGGAGAUGGGGCAAGCACAGCAUGGGUUAGGACUGGCCCUGGCCAGCACACGGUGGGCGGCCGAUGAGGAGGAGGAAGGUGCCAGGAGAAGGAGACAUCCCUGGCGAAGGUGGCACCUGAGCCGGGGGAGCGGGAGAUGCUGCUUUCUCUCUCCUCCCAGGGGGAAGUAGCCGAAGACGUUUUGCCUCCUUUUUAUGCUCACCGUUAAAGGAAACCGGCUGUGAACAUCAACUGCCAAGGAGCUAUCAAUAGAUAUAUGUACAGUAUGUAAAAGCAAACCAGUGGUACUUUUUUCCCUCCCUGAGAAUCCAUCCUUGACUGCUUUGCGGUAGUGGAGAGCUCAGCCCAGCCUCCUCUGCUGUCUGUGUACAUAUGAUGCUCAAUGAAGCUCUGUCCUUGCAGAUGUCUUGAGAAACGCGCUUGCUGUAAAUUGUAUUGUACUGCUGAACUGACCGGGGCCGUCCCCUGCUUCCAUCCGCUGGCACUAUGUGAAGACCAGACCUCCCACCGGCCCCUGGGGAUGCUUUAUCUAGCAAGGGACCGGUGCCCCGCAGCACCUUGCCUCUAGGGUGGUGGGCACAGCCCACAUGCUGUCAAAAACUUCUAGUGUAAAACAAUACCAGAGGAGCAAAAAAAAAAAAAAGAAAA
This is a messenger RNA of Chroicocephalus ridibundus (black-headed gull), 1353 nucleotides long. RefSeq names its product stum, mechanosensory transduction mediator homolog (gene STUM). The transcript is spliced from 3 exons. The record is from RefSeq and is a predicted model, not a curated record. The coding region runs from base 105 to 506 and encodes 133 amino acids. Lineage: Eukaryota; Metazoa; Chordata; Aves; Charadriiformes; Laridae.